CCGAGAGAGAGAGAGAGGGAGAGAGAGACCCCCUCUCUUUCUUUCUGCUCUGCCCAGGAGAAGAUCUGGAUCUUUCCUUUCCGUCCUGAAACUUCUGGAAGUCCUACAAGAGCAGCAGAGAGGGGAAUUAAGAGAGGAUUUUUAUCCAAGCAGAGUGAAGGAGACAUCCCAGAAUCCAACAGGCCAACAUGGCUCUGCUGUGCUACAACAAAGGCUGCGGGCUGAAGUAUGACGGCACCAAGAACAAAGAGGAUUCCUGCGUCUUCCAUCCAGGUGUUCCCAUCUUCCACGACGCUCUGAAGGGAUGGUCGUGCUGCAAGAAGAGGACGACGGACUUCUCGGAGUUCCUCUCCAUUAAGGGUUGCACCCGCGGGCUCCACAGCAACGAGAAGCCCCAGGAGCCUCUGCGGCCGGAGGUGUCGACGGAUAAGGGCGAGACCAAACACAGCAACUGCCAGGAGAUCAUCUACCAGGGACCCAAGUCUAAGGAAAAGCUGGAGAAGGAGAGGCCGAAUUCAGACGAGCCGAGGAUCAAGCUGCCCCACAAAGUGUCUGCGACGCUGGCUCAGGCGCUGGAAAAACUAGACCUCAACACGAAGGCCGAGUACGAGAAGAAAGAGAGUCAGACAGUGAUGCCCGGGACGCGCUGCAAAAACCCAGGAUGUAAAACAGUCUAUCAAGGCCCGGAGACCAACGCAGAGGUCUGCACCCAUCACCCUGGAGUCCCAGUCUUCCAUGAGGGCUAUAAGUACUGGAACUGCUGCUGCAUAAAGACAAUAGACUUCAAUGCUUUCCUCGACCAGAGAGGCUGCACCACGGGGACUCACCGCUGGGUCCCAAAGCAGGACAAGAAGAAGGUGGCGUGUCGAUACGACUGGCACCAGACGGGAGACAAUGUCGUCGUUACAAUUUACGCCAAAAACGCAAACCCAGAAUUCACCAGCAUAGAAGCUAACCGGACUGUGCUCUCAUGUCAAAUCCAGUUUGAGAACGAUAAGGUCUUCAAGAAAGAAUUUCGCUUCUGGGGCGUGGUGAAUGUUAAGAAAAGUUCCAUCAACAUGGUCCCAUCCAAAGUGGAGAUCACCCUCCGCAAGGCCGACCAGGUGGCCUGGGGAAAACUAGAGGAUCCCAACUAUAAACCUGAGCCGGAGCCCGUGGACGACUCCUUCAACGAGACCACCGAGGCCCAGGAGCCGGACUACGAUAUCGAGGACGACGACAUCAGCGACUCGGACGAGGAGUGGGCCUACGACACGAAUAAAACGCAGGAGGACAAGGAUCAGGUUGAGCAGAAGAAGAAAGAUGAAGAGAUGGAAAACUUAAAGAGGAAGGAGGUGGAAGAGGAGCUGAAGAGGGCUAUGGAGGAGAAGAAGAAGUUGGAGGAGGAGAAGAAGAAGUUGGAGGAGCAGAGGAGGCAGGAGGAAGGGGAAGGAUACGAAGACAUGCCAGAACUGGAGUAACUCAAAGCAAUGAUGUGCAUGAGAUGUUCUGUGCAUGAGCGGAAAAUUGAAACACUUUUUUGUAAUGAAGCAAAUUAAAGGAGACUUUUUGGGGGCUACAGAUCCAAUUAAGAGAGGGGAGAUUUAAGGGUCUUCCUGUAUUACGUCUUUAGUUGACAAACACACUGAAGCCUUUAUAUUAUGAAAAAUAAAGACCUGCAUCUUUCUCUUUACAAACUG
Messenger RNA from Eleginops maclovinus (Patagonian blennie), 1679 nucleotides. RefSeq lists its product as uncharacterized. The transcript has 11 exons. The record is from RefSeq and is a predicted model, not a curated record. The coding region runs from base 189 to 1460 and encodes 423 amino acids. NCBI's taxonomy places the organism in Eukaryota, Metazoa, Chordata, Actinopteri, Perciformes, Eleginopidae.